GUCUGCAGUAUGGCUAUCAAUGGACACAGGGUUCCUCAGUCAAAGCUUAAGACACAGCUAAGUCGGUGCUGUUCUACUGUGUCGUUUGGAAACAGCAGUAUGGCACUCCAGCCAACCUGUGUGAUCACAAGUAAUGCCGAAGAUAUAAAUGUGAUGGCAACAUUGAGGAAUAGAUUAGCACUACAAGAACGCUGAAGCCCACAAUAGCCAUAUUCAAAACCCAGGACCAGAUGUCCUAGAACCCAUAUUCUUAAGUCAUAGUAGUCAAAGAAUAAACAAACAUCCCUGACUGACGUGGAGCCGCUUCAAGUAGGUUAAUACCUCCAUCAGACUUCUUCAUUUUGGAGGAGCAGAGCAACAGAUAGCGGAAUCAGAAUGAAGACUGCUUUUGUUCUUAUCUUGAUCCUCUUAACCAGUUUUGUAGAUGCCUCCCCAAUACUGCCGGAAAAACAAGCCAAACAGAUUUUGAGAACCCGUCGUGAAGCAAGAAAACCUGGCUUUCCUGAUGAGCCAUUUAGGGAGUACAUGCUUUACCUCCAACGCUUGGAGCAGAGAUCUGAAGAGCAAUUCCUUGAGCACUGGCUGAAUCCACACUGCUACCCACAUUGUGACAGGAAUUUAGUGUACCCUGUGUAA
This is a messenger RNA of Gekko japonicus, 636 nucleotides long. Its product is annotated as chromosome unknown open reading frame, human C17orf67. Bases 376 to 636 code for a protein of 86 amino acids. The transcript is spliced from 5 exons. NCBI's taxonomy places the organism in Eukaryota, Metazoa, Chordata, Lepidosauria, Squamata, Gekkonidae. The record is from RefSeq and is a predicted model, not a curated record.